Molecule: messenger RNA, 1845 nt
Organism: Exophiala mesophila
Lineage: Eukaryota; Fungi; Ascomycota; Eurotiomycetes; Chaetothyriales; Herpotrichiellaceae
Exons: 1
Coding region: 1-1845 (614 amino acids)
Biological process (GO): DNA-templated transcription
Cellular component (GO): nucleus
Molecular function (GO): zinc ion binding; DNA-binding transcription factor activity, RNA polymerase II-specific; DNA binding
Source: RefSeq, a predicted model, not a curated record
AUGAAGUCUGCCCGGCCCUACCGCUCACACAAAUUCCCCGCCUGUGCACGAUGCCACCGUCGUCGUUCACGAUGUACGAUCGAAGUCCCCGGCCAGGCGUGCCUCCUCUGUCGCAUGCACGGCGCUCCUUGUUCUUCUGCAACCACCAAAAAGGAUGAUGGAAUGGAACCCAAAGUAGGAUUUAUCCACAGGUCAUCCAUGCCUGACGCAAAGUCCCUAGAGGAAUAUUCUCACAUUGUCGGACCCGUCAUUGCCCGUGACACUCAGAUCCUCGAUCAAUAUCUUCCUCAGGUCAAUGGACAGUCCAAUCAUGUCCCCAUACAGCCCAGCCUUGGCCGUCGCAAUUCUCAGAAACCCAUCUACCAUGUUCCUGUCCCGCCCAGGAGGCCCAGUCCUGCGGACUGUUCCUGCUCACGCAAUGGCCCCGCCGAACUCUUUGAACAAGUCUCGCCGUUUCUAGACAAGCUUCUCGCCCAUUUCUACGACAACAUACACCCUUGUUUUCCCAUCACCCAAGAGGAAUUCGUCGACCUUAGUCUAAAGGAAAGACCGAAUACUCCCCAGACCAUGAUCACUAAUAUCAUUGCUCACACGCUCUUCUACUGGGAGAGCGCUCCUGCCUUAUCCGCCCACGUCCGCCCAGAUCAAGACUUUGCCUGGUCAACCGCGAUCGCCUCCAACACGGCCGAUAUUCAGCGUAGCGAUCUUUCCACUAUCAUUUCGCUGUGUAUAAAUGUCGCUGGUCGCCCAUCUCGAUGUAUGGUUAGCAAUCUCGCCACCGUCGCCCGCGCGGUCGCCUUGUCUCAUUCCAUUGGCCUCAACCACGAUCCUAGCGAAUGGAAGAUUGGCCAUCUUGAGAAGGCCGUUCGGUGGAGGGCAUGGUGGGGUGUGGUCAUCCAAGACCGAUGGUACAAUUUUGCUCAAGGCACUCCACCUUACAUCUCCAAAGGACAUUACGAUGUACCCAUUCCCACCGUCGAACUACUCACAAAAUCCAAGCCUCACUCUUCCAAGCAUAUCAGAGCCGCCGAGGUAUACAUCCAUUUGUGUCGUCUGACCGAGAUCGUCGGAGAUGUCCUCCCGCUCAUCUAUCAUGUUCGUUCUGGCAACGACACGAUUGCUGCAGAGCAGACUUCCCGCUCCGAGAUUGAACUCAACCGAUGGGUGGAAAACAGACCCUCUUGGCUGAGUCUGACCGACUUUCAAAAUCGACCACAGGUUCCUGGAUUGGCAAACCUGCAACUCUCUUACCUCUCGGUUCGAAUGCUACUUCGACGAAUUGCUUGGCAUGAAAUCAGUCAACGAGAAAGCGAACCCUCGUCGGCGUGGUUGACGGGCUGUCAGACUGCCGCUGAAGAUAUUGUUCGUUUCAUCACAUCACUGCACAAGUCAGACCUCGCUGGCUUUUGGCUACCCUUUAAUGCACACCACUUUACUUCUGCUGUCACCCUCUUACUGAGGUGCGCCCUGCAGACUAGCUACGGCAAUGUCCGAACCCAAUGCAUGACAAGUGCCCGCACUUUGGUGGAUUGCCUACGAACGUUUCAUGAAGAAGAUCAAUGGGAUUUGUCUGAGACAGUUUUAGCAUACACAGAGGAGGUUCUGAAGCGAAUCGAAGACGCCUUACCCCAGAACCCCAUCUCCGGCCCCCAAAGUGUACAGAGUGUCCAGACCAUGGACCACCAUCCAUAUCUCAAUGUCAUGACCAAUGACCAGCCGCCUGGAGACUUAUUUUUUGGUCACCAAACCAACGCUUCGAUCGAAGAACUAUUCCCUGAGAUCUUUUCCGACUUCACCGACACUGCUCUACUCCCGGGACCAGGCCAACUCGACAUUAAUAUAUGA